Molecule: messenger RNA, 6167 nt
Organism: Protobothrops mucrosquamatus (brown spotted pit viper)
Lineage: Eukaryota; Metazoa; Chordata; Lepidosauria; Squamata; Viperidae
Gene: CDC42BPA
Product: CDC42 binding protein kinase alpha
Exons: 37
Coding region: 260-5536 (1758 amino acids)
Biological process (GO): actomyosin structure organization; peptidyl-threonine phosphorylation
Cellular component (GO): cytoskeleton; actomyosin; cytoplasm
Molecular function (GO): ATP binding; protein serine/threonine kinase activity
Source: RefSeq, a predicted model, not a curated record
AAUGCUAUUAAAAGAGAUUUUAGGAUAAUUAUUUUUCUGUAAUACUCUGUAUAUAUUGUAGAUGUAUGUGUGGACAGACUGACCAAGUUACAAUUCUCAGAAUAGCAGUUCUGAGAUGGAUUAUACAUUCAGCACCAUCUUUAAAGCACUGGCGUUUCAAAAUUCUUUUUAUAAACUGUAAUAUAUUCUAAUGUGCUAGAUUUGUCAAAGAUAGCACAAAAUAAUAAAGAAGGAAAGUCUGUUAAGAACUGAAGCAGCCAUGUCUGGAGAAGUGCGCUUGAGACAGUUGGAACAGUUUAUUUUGGAUGGGCCAACUCAGACCAAUGGGCAAUGCUUUAGUGUGGAAUCCUUGUUGGAUAUACUCAUCUGCCUUUAUGAUGAAUGUAAUAAUUCACCCUUGAGAAGAGAGAAGAAUAUUCUGGAAUUUCUAGAAUGGGCCAAGCCUUUCACAUCUAAGGUGAAGCAGAUGCGAUUGCAUAAAGAUGACUUUGAAAUAUUGAAAGUGAUUGGCCGAGGUGCCUUUGGGGAGGUUGCUGUUGUGAAAUUAAGAAAUGCAGAUAAAGUAUUUGCCAUGAAAAUAUUAAAUAAAUGGGAAAUGCUGAAAAGAGCAGAGACAGCUUGUUUUCGAGAAGAGAGGGAUGUUUUGGUGAAUGGGGAUAAUCAGUGGAUUACAACAUUGCACUAUGCCUUCCAGGAUGAAAAUUAUUUAUACCUCGUUAUGGAUUAUUAUGUUGGUGGAGAUCUGCUUACCUUGCUCAGUAAGUUUGAGGACCGGUUACCUGAAGAAAUGGCUCGCUUUUAUUUAGCUGAAAUGGUGGUAGCAAUUGAUUCUGUACAUCAGCUACAUUAUGUCCACAGGGAUAUCAAACCAGAUAAUAUUCUGAUGGAUGUGAAUGGACAUAUUCGGUUAGCGGAUUUUGGCUCUUGUCUGAAGCUGAUGGAAGAUGGAACGGUUCAGUCUUCAGUGGCAGUUGGAACACCAGAUUAUAUCUCUCCAGAAAUUCUGCAAGCCAUGGAAGAUGGGAAAGGAAAAUAUGGUCCUGAAUGUGAUUGGUGGUCCCUUGGUGUUUGCAUGUAUGAAAUGCUGUAUGGAGAAACACCUUUUUAUGCUGAAUCUCUGGUGGAGACAUAUGGAAAGAUAAUGAACCACAAAGAGAGAUUUCAGUUUCCUGUCCAAAUGACAGAUGUGUCUGAAAAUGCCAAGGACCUAAUUCGAAGGCUUAUUUGCAGCAGAGAACAUAGACUUGGGCAGAACGGAAUAGAAGACUUUAAAAGCCACCCAUUUUUUUCAGGGAUUGACUGGGAUAACAUUCAGAACUGUGAAGCACCUUAUAUUCCUGAAGUCAGCAGUCCAACAGAUACUUCAAAUUUUGAUGUAGAUGAUGACUGUUUAAAAAAUUCUGAGACAAUGCCACCACCAACACAUACUGCAUUUUCUGGCCAUCACCUGCCAUUUAUUGGAUUUACAUACACAAGUAGCUGUGUCCUUUCGGAUCGUAGUACUUUAAGAUUUGCAGCUGGGCAACGUGUAAUGGAACUUGAUGCCAGUGUUCAAAGAACACUAGAGGAUACCUUAGCUACAGAAGCAUAUGAAAGACGAAUAAGACGUUUAGAGCAAGAAAAGCUAGAACUUAGCAGAAAACUCCAAGAGUCCACACAAACAGUCCAGGCCCUACAUUAUUCAACUGUAGAUGGUCCAUUAACAGCAAGCAAAGAUUUAGAAAUUAAAACCCUGAAAGAAGAAAUUGAAACAUUGAGAAAACAAGUCAUUGAUUCUGGACAAUUAGAGCAGCAACUUGAAGAGGCGAGUUCUGCACAAAGAGAAUUAGAAGAUGCUACCAGACACAUCAAAAGUUAUGAGAAGCAAAUCAAAGCACUAAAGCAAGAGCGGGAUGAUUUUAAUAAGGAACUGCUUGACUCCAGUGAGAGAUUAAAGGCACAAACCAAAGAACUGAAAGAUGCACAUAGCCAGCGGAAACUGGCCAUGCAGGAAUUCUCUGAGAUGAAUGAGCGACUUACUGAAUUGCAUUCACAAAAACAGAAGCUUACCCGCCAAGUUAGAGAUAAAGAAGAAGAGAUGGAAGUGGUGAUGCAAAAGGCAGAAAGCUUGAGACAAGAACUACGUAGAACAGACAGAAUAAAGAAGGAAAUGGAAGUUCAUGCUGAAGCUGCAACUGCUGAGGCAUCCAAGGACAGGAAGCUACGUGAGAGAAGUGAGCAAUAUUCUAAGCAGCUGGAAAAUGAAUUAGAAGGACUAAAGCAGAAGCAAAUUGGUUGGUCUCCAGGGGUGAGUAGCACAGAACAUCAACAAGAAAUAACAAAAUUAAAAGCUGACUUGGAAAAGAAAAUUGUUUUUUAUGAAGAAGAGCUGUCUAAACGAGAAGUAAUACAUUCUAAUGAAUUAAAAAAUCUGAAGAAGGAAUUCCGUGAUGCAGAGAUCCAACAACUUGCUCUCAAAAAAGAAAUUCUGAUAUUGAAAGACAAAUUAGAAAAGACAAGGAGAGAAAGCCAAAAUGAAAGGGAGGAGUUUGAAACAGAAUUCAAACAUAAAUAUGAACGGGAGAAGAUUCUACUGACUGAAGAGAACAAGAAGCUUUCCAAUGAGCUUGACAAGCUUACAGCAAUGUAUGAAAGGCUAAGUAUGAGUAACCGACAACUUGAAGAAGAGAUGAGAGAUCUUGCUGACAAAAAAGAAUCUGUAGCACACUGGGAAGCCCAGAUUACUGAGAUCAUCCAAUGGGUAAGUGAUGAAAAAGAUGCCCGAGGUUAUCUUCAAGCCUUAGCUUCCAAAAUGACUGAAGAACUAGAAGCGUUGAAGAGCUCCAGCUUGGGCGCAAGGGCAACAGACAUGCCUUGGAAGAUGCGUCGCUUUGCGAAACUAGAUAUGUCUGCAAGGUUAGAGCUACAGUCAGCCCUUGAUGCAGAAAUACGAGCCAAGCAAGCCAUUCAGGAAGAGUUAAAUAAAAUUAAAGCUUGUAACAUUGCAACAGAAUGCAAAUUACAGGAAUCUGAAAAGAAGAACUCCGAGCUGUUAUCAGAAAUAGACAGACUGAAAAAAGAGGCAGAAGAACUUCAGUCAGAAAAGGGAGUAAAGCAUCAAGACUCACAGAAUUCUUUCUUGGCAUUUUUGAAUGCACCUACAUCUGCUCUGGAUCAAUUUGAAAUUGAUUCUGUUGAAAAUUUUACCUUAUCUAAUACACCUUCGCGGGAUGAAGAUAUCAAGUAUCAUCUUCAUUCAAGAUCUAGGUCCCCUUCCACAGCUAGUGACAUUGAACCAAUCGAGGUUUCAGAUCAUCCUCUGCGUCCAAUUCAGACACCAUCCAUGAGAUCACCAUAUAGUGGUUCAGGACUCUCUGUGCCAAAGCCUAAGGCCCAUCAGUUUGUAGUAAAAUCCUUUAAUACCCCUACCAAAUGCAAUCAGUGCACAUCAUUGAUGGUUGGGUUAAUAAGACAGGGCUGUACCUGUGAAGUCUGUGGAUUUUCAUGCCAUGUGACCUGUGCAGACAAAGCACCAGCAGUAUGUCCCAUCCCACCUGAACAGACGAAAGGUCCUCUAGGGAUUGAUCCACAGAAAGGAAUAGGAACUGCUUAUGAAGGGCAUGUCCGAAUCCCUAAGCCAGCUGGAGUGAAGAAAGGCUGGCAGAGAGCCCUGGCUGUUGUCUGUGACUUCAAGCUCUUCCUUUAUGAUAUAGCAGAAGGAAAAGCAUCCCAGCCCAGUGUGGUAGUUAGUCAGGUUCUUGAUAUGAGGGAUGAAGAAUUCUCAGUGUGUUCUGUUCUGGCUUCUGAUGUCAUCCAUGCAAACCGAAAAGAUAUUCCCUGUAUUUUUAGGGUUUCAGCUUCUCAGCUAUUAGCAUCAAGUAAUAAGUGUUCAGUCCUGAUCCUAGCUGACAGUGAAAACGAAAAGAGUAAAUGGGUAGGAGUCUUAAAUGAAUUACAUCGGAUCUUAAAGAAGAACAAGCUCAAAGAUCGCUCAGUCUACGCUCCCAAAGAAGCAUAUGAUAGUACCUUACCCCUUAUUAAAACUAGCCAAGCAGCAGCAAUUAUAGAUCAUGAACGAAUAGCUUUGGGCAAUGAAGAAGGGUUAUUUGUUGUUCAUGUUACAAAGGAUGAGAUAAUUCGUGUUGGUGACAAUAAGAAAGUUCAUCAGAUUGAGCUCAUCCCAAAUGAACAACUUAUUGCAGUGAUUUCGGGACGAAACCGUCAUGUACGACUAUUUCCUAUGACAGCUCUGGAUGGUCGAGAGAUUGAUUUUUAUAAACUGGCAGAAACUAGAGGUUGCCAGACCAUAGUUUCUGGACAAGUGCGCCAUGGAGCCCUUACUUGCCUGUGUGUAGCAAUGAAAAGACAGGUCCUAUGCUAUGAGUUAAAUCAUAGCAAAACACGCCAUAAAAAGAUAAAAGAAAUCCAAGUGGCUGGGAAUGUCCAGUGGAUGGCUAUCUUUAGUGAACGGCUUUGUGUUGGCUAUCAGUCAGGAUUCUUAAAGUACCCUUUGUAUGGAGAAGGAAAUCCACAUAGUUUGCUUCAUCCAGAUGAUCACACACUGUCGUUCAUUACACAGCAGCCAACUGAUGCUAUCUGUGCUGUUGAAAUCUCAAAUAAAGAAUACCUGCUGUGUUUUAGCAGUGUAGGGAUUUAUGUGGACUGUCAGGGUCGAAGAUCUAGACAACAAGAACUAAUGUGGCCUGCAACUCCUUCUUCUUCCUGUUACAAUGCACCAUACCUCUCAGUUUAUAGUGAAAAUGCAGUUGAUAUAUUCGAUGUGAACUCAAUGGAGUGGAUUCAGACCAUCCCCCUCAAGAAGGUACGUCCUUUGAACACAGAAGGGUCGCUAAAUGUCCUAGGACUAGAAACUGUUAGAUUAAUUUAUUUCAAAAAUAAGAUGGCAGAGGGUGAUGAGUUGGUGGUUCCUGAGACAUCAGAUAACAGUCGGAAGCAAAUGGUCCGAAAUAUUAAUAAUAAACGGCGCUACUCAUUCCGGGUGCCCGAGGAAGAGAGAAUGCAGCAGAGAAGAGAGAUGCUGCGAGAUCCAGAAAUGAGAAAUAAAUUAAUUUCUCACCCAACUAACUUUAACCAUAUAGCACACAUGGGCCCAGGAGAUGGUAUACAGAUCCUCAAAGACCUGCCUAUGAACCUUCGGCCUCAGGAAAGUCGGGCAAUGUUUAGUGGUUCUGUCAGUAUCCCUUCAAUCACAAAAACCCGGACCGAGCCUGGACGUUCCAUGAGUGCUAGUAGUGGCUUGGCAGCAAGAACAUCUGCACAAAAUGGUAGUGCUUUGCGGAGAGAAUUCUCAGGAGGUAGCUAUGGAGCAAAGCGUCAGCCAAUGGCCUCCCCUUCAGAUGGCUCUUUGUCUUCUGGUGGCCUGGACCAAGGCAGUGAUGCCCCAGUGAGGGAGUACGAGCGAGAGGACUCUGACUCUCCAAGGCACUCUACAGCUUCCAACAGUUCCAACCUGAGCAGCCCUCCCAGUCCCAUUUCUCCUCACAAGACCAAGAGCCUCUCCCUGGAGAGCUCGGACCACGUGAGUUGGGACUCAUGAACUGCUUCAGCACUCAGAUUUGACAUCUCAGCAGCUUUUGGUCCCCAUGAUUCUCCAUUUGCUCCCAUUCUCAUCUCCUCUCAGCUUCCCUACAAGAAUCAAACUGUGGGUGGGAGGGGGAGGAAGAGAGUGUAUUUGCCAUAAUUGGCACCAGUAGCGCAACUCUCUUCCCCUCCUAAUAGUAGCCAGCAAACAAAAGAAAACCUUGGUGGAGGGCAGCAUGGAGUUGUUAUAUGAGAAAUAUUGGUAUAUUUCUAUUAAUUUUAUUUCAUAGGAUUAUGAAAUUCCAUUGUAUGGCAUAUUAUGCAAUACACCACACACUCCAAACAAAACAUGGUAGUGUAGGAUGCUAUACACAGUAUGUAACAGGAAACCAGAUAGAUUUGCCUUGGUACACGUAGACCCAUAUUAUAUUUUUUCAGGAAUAAAUACAGCAACACCCUCCAUGUUUGGUGAUAGGGUGAAAUUUGCCCUGCUAAGGAAGAUACACAUGCUUUCAGACCGCUACUCUGAAUGUCAGUCUGAUUGCUGCCAGUAAAUCAUUGAUUUGGGGGAAAAUGAUGCAUAUUUUACUAUAAUAGAGUUUAAGUAAAUACACAAAAUUAAGAGUUAGUACAUAUGUAUAUAAUAA